Python bivittatus (Burmese python) is the source of this 7429-nucleotide messenger RNA. NCBI's taxonomy places the organism in Eukaryota, Metazoa, Chordata, Lepidosauria, Squamata, Pythonidae. The record is from RefSeq and is a predicted model, not a curated record.
GGUUCAGCAACUAGAGGAGGAAAAUUGUGAACUCAAAACCACUGUCCUUCGACUGAAAUCGCAAACUGAGAAACUGGACGAGGAGAGGCAGCGAAUGUCUGACAGAUUAGAAGAUACCAGUCUGAGGCUGAAGGAUGAAAUGGAUUUGUAUAAAAGGAUGAUGGACAAAUUGAGGCAGAACAGGCUGGAAUUUAACAAGGAGAGAGAAGCUACUCAGGAGCUCAUUGAAGAUCUGAGAAAGGAAUUGGAACACCUUCAGUUGUAUAAACUUGAGUGUGAGCGGCCCGGUCGAGGAAGAAGCUCUUCCAGCUUGAGUGAAUUCAAUGCCAAGGCGAGAGAAGUAGAAAUGGAACAUGAAAUUAAACGUCUGAAACAGGAGAAUCAGAAGCUCCAUGACCAGAACGACGACCUCAAUGGGCAGAUCCUUAGCCUCAGCCUUUAUGAAGCUAAGAACCUUUUUGCAACGCAGACAAAAGCCCAAUCGCUGGCAGCUGAAAUUGACUCUGCCUCCAGGGAUGAGCUCAUGGAAGCCCUUAAAGAACAGGAGGAGAUCAACUACAGAUUGCGCCAGUAUAUGGACAAGAUCAUCCUGGCCAUCCUAGACCACAAUCCAUCCAUCCUGGAAAUAAAAAAUUGAAGAUCGGGGCAGGAAGGGAGGUGGGCAGAUAGGAUGUCUUUGGAUCCAAGUAUCACUAUUUGCUACUGUACAUGAACUUAUAAAUAUAUACAUAUAUAUAACUCUCUCAAUAUAUACACACACACACAUGCAUGUGCGCGCAUGCGCGCGCACACACACACAAUAUAUAUAUAUAAAUAGAAAAAAACUUGUGUGGCUACACAGGGCGUGUUUAUAUGAGGUUUGGUAUAUUUUGUGAAUCAUAAUUUGCAUUGGUCCAUUUUUCAUGCACUUUCUCUGGGGGGAUGCUAGGGAUUAUAAUGAAAUAACCACAUAACUGGAUUUGCACUGUUUUAGAUACUGGACAGAAAAAAAAUGAUACUACCUCUAGAUGAAAAGAUAAAACACGAUGGAAACUAACUUGUGCCAGUCCUUUUCCUACCCCACAAACAAUGCUGACUUUUUAUGUCUUAUGAAUAGCCUUCCUGUCAUCUUCUCAGAAAUGUCGUAUUAUCAGGUUGAAUUCUCACUGGUGCUGGCUGUGUUGUUUUAACUUUUGCCUGAGUUAUGCUUCUGGAGUCCUCUCCUUGGAACAGAAUGUAUGUAUGAUACAAACCGGGUAUUCCAGGAAAUUAUGAGUUUCUGUUUGAACCUGGACUGUUUUCAUCAGAAAGCAGUUUCUAAAUCUUGAACCCAAGUAGCUAUGAAUCCUUUGGGAUGGUGACCAGUGUGUUGUAUUCCAUGGGCAUCCAGGGUGCCCAAGAAAACAGUGGAUCAGGGGGUUCAGUGUUCUCUUGAACUUCAGCUACCAGACUAUUUCUGAGGUACAUUUUUAGACUUUGGGUUUUAUCACAAGGUCACCAAGGACCUAGUGGUGGGAGAACAAUAACUGCCCCAGGGUGCUUUUGGGCUACAAAACAUUCACAGCACUGUUUCAGCUCAGCAACAACAGCAUUAAAAAGGGGUGGUUGCAGAGAGCUUUUGGCUCUCCACUAAGGGUUUGUUCACUGUUCACUGAUAAGAACCCCGUUCUGCCACCAUAACAAAUAGAAAUCAAAGAUUUUUAAAUCAUUUCAUUUUACAUUGCUUCAUGUCAGCAUUGACAAAGCAUCCUCUGCUAAUAAAGCAGUUAAGAAGUGGAGAAGGGUUUUUGAGACCUGUGGGUGAAACUGAUCCUGUUCUUACUGACGGGCAACACUUUACAUGGUUCUCUUACAGUUCAAGGGAAAAGGUGCUUGUUUAUACAUACUAAUAUUAUUUGAUGCAAUUCUGGAGUUAACUUUUUGAUGAGUCACUGAAAACUUCUGCCUAAUUCACUGGGGGUGAUAGGUGUGGAAAAGCCAGAAAUGACUGUCCACCAGCCACGCAGCUCCCUGCAGUUAUAGGAGAAUGCCACUUCACUUUGUGCCACCAAUAAUAUUCUCAGAUUCAUUCAGGCUCUUCAUGUCUCUUGCCCCUGCUGCCAUCACUGUCACCAUCACCACCUCCUGCUUUCUUUUUCUUUUCAACUUUGGUUCUGUAACAUAAGCACGCAUUUGUUUUCAGAGCAAAUCCUCAUGAGGGCAUCACCACCCAUGUACAUCACCACCCAGGCACGCUCUAGGCAAAUCUGUAAAGUUAAGUGACGGCUUGUGUGGGGACCAUGGAGAAAAUAAAUUUUAUCUUUUCAGUUACAGGUUUCUCCAUUCCUGCAUGGGAUGUGUUCUGGUGAAAAAAUAGCAUAAAAGCCUAUAUGUGCAUUGCAUGCAACAAUUCAGGCGCAUAGGCAUGUGCAGUCAAAUAGGCAUACAUGAGAGGAAGAGUAUGUUAUUAUAUAAUGACCUCAUGGUCUUCCUACACCAAAGGCAGGCAACAAGAUAUCCUCCCUGGAUACUUGCAUUACAGUUCCCAUGAGCCCUGAUCAGUGUAGGUGGUGGCCAAGUAUGAUGUGAUCUGUAGUCUAAAAUACCUGGAAGGCCCCAGGUUGCUUUUCCCAUCACACAUGAAAGGGAACUGCAUGCUCUGUAUAAUAGUUAAAAUACUAUAUUGGUUCUAUGUAUUGUUUUCUUCUGUAAGCACAUUUCCAGUUUCAAAUGAAGAUGUCUUUUUUUCCUUGCAGUGUCCUGAGUAAAGUUUGCAAAAUUACUUUUAAAGCUAGGUAGGGUCUCUUCAAAAAAUAAAUCUAAAGAUUGAAUCUGAUGUUACUUUAUCAGUUUAAGCUUCUAAGCAUUGAAACCCCGUUUCCAAAUUGUGUAUCAUGAUUGUAUACAAAUCAUAAAAUUAUGUUGUGCUUUAGCAUUUCACAUUCAAACAAGUGUUACAUUUCUGCACAAGUAUGUAUCUUAUUGGGAAAAACUGUGAUUGGGGGGAAAAUAGCCUUGUGUUUAUUGGUUGUGUUUUCCAGUUGGAAGAAAUCAAUAGUAAGAGGGCUAAUAGUUAAUACAAGAUGAUACUUGCUAGUGUCAGCUUUUGACCUUCUGCAUUUGAUGGGAAUGAGACUGAAUCCAUUGUAUCAAUACCUUCUUUUUAGGUGGUCAAGUCAUGAUCAAAUAAAGUACAAUCCUGGAUUCCUUUCCCUUGCAUGGGCUGGAAGGAAUCCUGCUGCCUGAAUAAACAGCAUCCCCCCCUUUCUAUAAUAUCCACUACAGCAGUGCUUUCUAUGCUUGGUGUGUGUGUGUGUUACUUUAUGUAGUACAUCUCUCUCUUUGGAGAGUUUAUUUUUUUACAGGUUGCCUUUCAAGAAUAGGGUUAGGCUGCUAACUCAAGCUUGCUUUUGUUUUACCCUGCUGAUACUUUAAUGCUGUGAGUUGCUGAUUUCAUCAGUAGAGGUAGACAGGUCAGGAAGCAAAAUUUAUCUGAAAGUUCUUGAAAACUGAAAGAACUGGGCAUGUCGAGUUUGGAGAAGAUUGAGGGGAAGAUGUUCAAAGUCUGACAGAGAGAAAAAAAAUCUCUUUGGGAGUUGGGAGGAGGUGAAGCAGUGAAUGGGGAGAAACUGAAGGAAGGGUUUUAUAUGAAACAAGGGAGUAAUUCUGACUGAGCAGAGUGAGGUGGCUUGCAAGAGAUGGCAGAAAGGCUGUCUUGCUUGCAGAUAGUUAAAUUAGUUUGGAUCAGCAAGCAUUGAGGGAGAGAAACCUUCCCAGUGUGGUGCCUCUUAGAUAGGUGUUACAUCUCUCAGUUGCUGUCAUCCAGUACUCCCAGAAGGCACCAACUUGAGAAAGGCUGGGUUAGAUUACCUGAUUCCCUUACACAAGUCAGUGGACUGUAUUAAAUUAAUAUUUUGCUUUCCUACCAAACCUCAACCCACAAAUUUUAUUCGUGGUUGUCUUUAAAUGAGCCUUUGUGUGCAUAGAUGCCAGUUGCUUUCAUCUUUGUUGAUAGAUGAUCCAUAGAAAUGUGAGUAAUGUUUUGAUGAUGUUUCUAGGGGCCAACAAUUUCUUUAGCCAACUGUCUCUUUGUAUUAUAUGACUGCCUUUGCUGUAGCACAAUUUGAAAGAAAUGAAUGCAGAUACCUGAGGCCAGCUUGUCAGCACAGCUUAUUUAGAAUUCAUAUUUUUGGACGUGAGUUUCCCCAAAUGCUACAGUUUCCAAGCAUGAAUUUAGAUUGGGAGUUGUUGAAAGGUUAGUCAAGUCAUCCAAUGAACAUUUUUGGCCAGCAGUCAAAAUUGCAUUAUAAUGCAGUAAUAAGGGAAAAAAGGAGGGGCAAUAACAAAUUCAAAGAGGAAAACAAUUCAUUUACAAGUGAAUGUGCUGAGAAGUUUUGAGACAGGUUCAUUGACAUGCCUCUGAGCAAAGACUGCUAGAGUUGGGUUUCUUUAGCAGUGGAAGCAGAAGGGGGUAGACUGUUGUGUAAUGUUGAGACUAUAACUGACGGGCAUCUAGCUGGGAGAAAGUCUAUUUCUGAGUAGGCAUGGAUACAUUUGUGCUAUACAACAAGGAUUGCCAUGUAGAAUAUGAAAAAAGAUUGUUGCUACUUAAAAUUAGGUUUAAGCUGUAGGCAUAAAACUUGUUUGUUAGGAGAAGUAUCCUAGUUUUAAGGGCGAAAGUUGUCAGUGAGCUGUAGGAUCUUUGUCACUGGAAGUUAAAAAAGAAAAAAAAAGAUUUCAGCUGCUGAGAAUUCUUGAAGUCCACAUGUCUUAGAAGCAACCCAGUAUGGGGAAGAUUGUGUUAUGUUAUGCUUCAAACAUUAUCCCUCAUUCUGCACUAGAAAGAAUGCAAGGUUUUAUUUGCAGUGGUUCCUUAAGUAAAUUUCUGAUGCUGUCUGAAUGGCAGAAUAAUUUUUCAGCUCAUGUAGAUCACCAGUGCAAAGUGCAUUUUGUAAAGAGGUCUUCAUUCUGGCUGUCAGCAUAAUCCGUGUGCAAACCUAAAUAUGAGAUGCUGUUAAAUGGGUAAGAGUAACUUUUAGAAAAUGGGAUUUGCUACUGGGAAUCUACCAGUAGUUUCUUUUUCUCAACAUCAUAAUUUCUCAUCACACUGUCAGAACCCUUUUGUACUUGCUUGGAUUAAAAUAAAUCAGUGUAUGCUUGAGCCAGGAUUUUUUGUAUGUUUAUGCAAUGGCAUCCAGAAUGGAGCAAGGCACUGAUACAACAAUCACAAAAUUGUUGGAACAGAUAGUUUGCUUUCACCUGAUCCAGUGGCUUUAAUAGAACUUCAAAAUUCUGCUAAGGUCGAUGAACAGCUGGUUGAAACUGAGACACUUGUUCCCUUAUUGGCUCUCGUCCCUGCUCCUAGUUGUUGGAGCACCUUUGAUCCUUAGGUUUGGAUUCUGUGAAAGCAGAAAAGAAUGGCUGCAUCUCUAAAUGGUAAAAAGUGUUCACUGAUAUUACAGCAAUAACUUUUGAAACUUUUAUUAGGAUUUAAGACAUCCUGACCACCCUGGAUCUUACACCAAAGUUGUAGAUUCGGUUUCCCAUUGAAAUAAUGAAUACAGUUGGCUAAUUAGACUGAAUGGAAGGGAUACUUUUGAACUGAUGUACUUGAACUCUGGAAUAUGGGAUGUUUAGCCACCUUUCCUGUGUGCAUCAUUUAAAACGGUCAAGAAUAUCAGGAAAGCAUUAUUCAUCUCAGCAACGAGGUACCUAUUUACAUGCAAACAAAUGAACUAGCAUUUUCCUAACCAGUAGUCUGUUGUAUGGCACAGGCUUGAAUCCAUCAAUGGAAACUAAAAUGUUAUCAAAAUGUUUAAUUUUAAGAAUUGAUCAGUCAAUUUGAAUACUAAAACUCAGAUUCUGAAUUUGGGCUUUCAAAUAACGAUAGAAGCCUUAGCAACCAAAAUCUGGCUUUUGAGUUUUGAGUUAUGGGAUAUGAAAAGAAAGGCGGCGGCGGCCAAAAUAAAGUAGUAUGCUAUAAAUCUGAGCUUUUUCUGGUGUUUUGGCUUAAAUAGCAUUGGUGGCUCUUACUCCUUGGGGACAAAGAAUCAGCUCAUAUCCGUUCCUCUUACUUCUGCAAUCCCAAAGCAAUGGUCAACUGCAACUGAGUUCUGUUUCUGGCAAGAACAGGAAGUGAGGCCCUUGUAGCUGCUCCUUCUCUGUCUGAUGAAUGGGGUCAAGUUGGCUUCCUUUUUGGUGUGAUUUUAUUCCUGGCAAGAAAGGAUGUAGCUUCCCUGGAAUCCCAGACUCCCCUUGUGGAUGGUAGGAAAAAUAAGAGUGCGCUUCCCUUCUGCUGUCUGAUCCUAGAGUUCAUUUUUUGGAAAAUUAAUCCAGUGGUAUCCUUGUGCUUCUGAAGUGGCAUGUCAACACCUCAGAAUUACAGAUACAGGCUCUUCAGAAUGCCCAUGCAGGUCCAUAAGUAUAAUCACAAGAUGAAAAGGUGGGAACACUUCAGCACUUCCAUUCUAAAGACUGGAGCUAUAAUUAUGCAAAGCAUCAGUCAGUCCUUUAGAUUUACCACUGCUCACCCCAACUUACGAAAUUAACAAACUGGUCUUUCAAGAUGAGCAGGGCAGAAAAAAUAGCUACUUUGAUCUGUAUGUUACAAGGCAGUACUUAUGUUCAAUUUCCAAUGUGUUCUGGUACUGAUAGAAAUUGAGAAUUACUGUAUUUUUUUAUUGUGGGAACCACUAGUUUCGCUUUAUUGCACAGAAUGUAGUUACGUGUAAGAAUUGGAUUAAAAAAAAAAUAUUUUGCAUGAUUUUAGUAUUUUUGUGCCUUCUACUUGACUGUGUACAGAAUUCAUGUUUCACUUUGAUCUGUUAUUGGCCACAGGUUUCAUAUGUUUGAAGUCUUUUUUAAAAUUUUGUUUAAACUUUAUUUUGCCAUCCCCACCCGAACAAUCUAUUGUAAAUGUGUAUAUAUGAAAUAGAACUAAGUUUGUAUUUCAUGUGCCUCACUAGAAUGUAAAAAAAAAAAAAAAGAUGUAUUCAUUUUGUACAGAAUGUUUUUCUUUUUCUUAGAUGCACUAAUUUUUGUCCUGAGCACUUAGUGAAAUAACUGGUUAGGUCUGUUUUCUUUUAGCAUUGCUGUGUUGAAUGGAAGGAAUUAUUAUCACUUGCCCUUUUGUAAAAUCUAAUUCACAUUCAUUCACUCUCACAUACACAAGCUAUGAUCCUUCCUGGUUUGUUGCAUUUAUUUAUAAUGAGUUGCAUCUCUUCUGUCCCGUUUUAGAGUUUAGAACAAAUUAAAUUGAUGGCUUAUCCUAACUAAAUAUGCUAUUUAUUUCAUUGUAAGAGGGAUUGUGCAGUUUCUUCACUUUGUAUCAAAUGAAGGGAAAUCUCCCUCACGUAAUUAUUGGGUUCCAAGCCCAUUCGCUCAGCUUCAGUUCCCUUCAUUUAUCUUACCAUUAGGGAAUAAUACUCUUGCCUUAACUUGUAAGAUUGCUGAGAUAAUAAACUAUGUUGAA